AUGCCGUCAAUGGGCAUGUGUGUUACACCCAAGGAGACACCGGCAGAGCCAGAAGCAGGUGGGCACGUGCUCUUCUACCUGGAGGGGCACACGGGCAUUGUCUGUGGGCUGAAGUGCUCACAGGUGGACAUCGAGCUGCUGGAUCCCCGUGGCCGGACACCCCUGCACCUGGCCACCACCCUGGGCCACCUCGAGUGUGCCCGUGUGCUCCUGGCGCACGGUGCAGAUGUGGGCAGGGAGAAUCGCAGCGGCUGGACAGUGCUUCAGGAGGCUGUGAGCACCCGGGACUUAGAGCUGGUGCAGCUGGUGCUGCGAUACCGGGACUACCAGCGUGUGGUAAAGCGGCUGGCAGGCAUCCCCGUGCUCCUGGAGAAACUGCGCAAGGCCCAGGACUUCUACGUGGAGAUGAAAUGGGAGUUCACUAGCUGGGUACCCCUGGUGUCCAAGAUCUGCCCUAGUGACACCUACAAAGUGUGGAAGAGCGGGCAGAACCUGCGGGUAGACACCACGCUCCUGGGCUUUGACCACAUGACGUGGCAGCGAGGGAACCGCAGCUUCGUCUUCAGGGGCCAAGACACAAGUGCCAUUGUCAUGGAGAUUGACCACGACCGCCGAGUGGUGUACACAGAGACCCUGGCGCUGGCCGGGCAGGACCGAGAGCUGCUGCUAGCUGCUGCCCAGCCCACUGAGGAGCAGGUGCUGAGCAGACUCACCGCGCCCGUGGUCACCACACAGCUGGACACCAAGAACAUCUCCUUUGAGAGGAAUAAGACCGGCAUCCUGGGCUGGCGCAGUGAAAAGACUGAGAUGGUGAAUGGGUAUGAAGCCAAGGUUUAUGGGGCAUCCAACGUGGAGCUCAUCACCCGGACACGGACAGAGCACCUUUCGGAUCAGCACAAGGGCAAGGUCAAAGGUUGUAAGACACCUCUGCAGUCCUUCCUCGGAAUUGCUGAGCAGCAUGGGACCCCUCAAAAUGGGACCCUGGUCACUCAGACCCUGAGCCAAGCCAACCCCACCGCCAUCACCGCAGAAGAAUACUUCAACCCCAGCCUUGAGCUCGGCAGCCGUGACAUGGGCCGCCCCAUGGAACUGACCACCAAGACACAGAAGUUCAAGGCCAAGCUGUGGCUGUGUGAGGAGCACCCCCUGUCCCUGUGUGAGCAGGUGGCUCCCAUCAUUGACCUCAUGGCCGUCAGCAAUGCCCUUUUUGCCAAACUCCGGGACUUCAUCACCCUGCGCCUGCCUCCUGGCUUCCCGGUCAAGAUUGAAAUCCCCAUCUUCCACAUCCUCAAUGCCCGCAUCACCUUUGGGAACCUCAAUGGCUGUGAUGAGCCGGUGCCCUCCGUGCGAGGCAGCCCGAGCAGCGAGACCCCUUCUCCCGGCAGCGACUCCUCUAGUGUCAGCAGCUCCAGUUCCAUGACCUCCUGCCGUGGCUGCGAGAUCUCCCCAGCGUUGUUUGAGGCCCCUCGAGGCUACAGCGUGCUGGGCGGCCAGCGGGAGGUGGUGGCCCGUGAAGACGACGAUGACUUAUUGCAGUUCGCCAUCCAGCAGAGCCUGCUUGAGGCAGGCAGCGAGUAUGACCAGGUCACCAUCUGGGAGGCACUAACCAACAGCAAGCCGGGCACACACCCUAUGUCCUACGAUGGUCGGCGACAGGACAGGAGCGCUCCACCCACGCCGCAGCGCCAGCCCGGGCCUCCCGCAUCGGUCCCCAGCCCUCGGCCCAGUCCAGGCCCAGGUCGCGGCAGCCACGUGUUCCAGAGCUACGACGAGCAACUGCGGCUGGCCAUGGAGCUGUCUGCGCAGGAGCAGGAGGAGCGGCGGCGGCGCGCGCGCCUCGAGGAGGAGGAGCUGGAGCGCAUCUUGCGGCUCUCACUCACCGAGCAGUAGCGCCCCUGCCGGCCCUUCAGCCACGCCACCAGGGACCCGCCGAAGGCCCCCCAGCAGAGAGACGCUGGGCUCGAGACUGGAGUCACCGCUGAGGGGUGCCAAGGCACACCUGGCAUCAGACACAGAGUGGUUCAGCAGGCGCAGGGCACCUUUCUGGGCCAGAGCCCUGGAGGCAGCUGGCACGUCAGGUCCCCUGCUUAGCUGUAUCUGACCUCCCACCUCUCGUCCUCCCCUGGGCACAGACUGAUCUAAGGACGCAGUCUGCCAUUCCUGAGGGGGAGCGGACCCUCAGGGGAGCAGAGCCCCCAGCCCUUCUCCUUCCGGCCGGCCUUCCAUUCUGCUCACUGAUCCCUCUCUGGGACACUGCCCCUGAAGCCUUUGCAUCUCCGCUCUUCACCCCUGGGGGGGCAGCUGAGCUCCCCACUGCGUGCUGUGUCGCUGCUCUGUCCCAGACACAAGCCAGCACGCCAGGGUCCAGCCCCUCCCCACCCAGGCAUUUCAGCGUCAAGUGCACUUAGCGGGGUGCCCGGCUCCCCCCCCACCCCCUCCUGGGUCUCAGGGUGGCACCAGCCUUUCCGCGGGUGGCCAGAAGUUGGAGACCCUUUCUUCAGGCACACUUUUGUGAUCAGGGAGGGUGUCCAAGUGGCUCCCUGACCUGGAUAAGACCUGGCUCCCUGAAGGUGUCUUGGGAAGCAGGGCAUGUUGGACUGGGGCGCAGACAUAGACUGGACACAGGGGGCGCCCAGGGCCCUGGCACCACCACCGUCCUCCCCUUCCCACCAGCUGCUGCUAGCCCUGUGUGGUUGUGCGCCCACUUGCCUCACCCAGGGCUGACUCUAAACCCCGUUAUCCAAUGGUGCUACCCCCUGGCGGCUCUCCUCUGCCCCACCUCCCCCCAGAGAAGCACAGAUCCCGCUAGGGGCACGGCACACCCUGCCCACGUUCUCCGAGUGACCUUCUGGGUUCGGCCAGUGAGGCUCAGAAGGGACACAAAAAGAAAGAGAGAAAACAAAAGCAACAAAGAGAAAUUCCCCUCACCCCCUUCCUUGAUGCCAGGGGCACCAGAUGUGAUUCCGAGGCACAGAUAAAAGAGGCUUCGAACCCGC
Echinops telfairi (small Madagascar hedgehog) is the source of this 2996-nucleotide messenger RNA. It is a transcript of the gene ANKRD13B, whose product is annotated as ankyrin repeat domain 13B. The record is from RefSeq and is a predicted model, not a curated record. Gene Ontology annotation, cellular component: cytoplasm. Gene Ontology annotation, molecular function: protein binding. The transcript has 15 exons. The coding region runs from base 1 to 1890 and encodes 629 amino acids. Lineage: Eukaryota; Metazoa; Chordata; Mammalia; Afrosoricida; Tenrecidae.